UCUAUCGCCGCUAUCUCUCUCGACAAGAUAUCUCUGACCAAGCGCUCAGUAACGUUCGACCGUGGCGAGCAGACUUCGAACCUCGUAUCCUCACCAAUGCUGCCCUUGUGAUUGGCCCGACCAUGACACGGGCCCCAUUUGGCCUGAUGACUGAGCCAAGCAGCACUGCCUCUGGGAGGCCUCUGUAUGGAGCUAGUCGGCGACAGUCAAUUGAACAUAAAUAUCUCCUUGCCGUCCUGUUUUUUCUCUUUACGCUUUUCCUCCAGAACUGCUGUCACCAAUCUGAAAUUUCAAUUUCAUCCAGAACUGUCUCCACGGACUGAACUGCAAUUACAUAAAACAAACCAAAAAAAAAAGCAGAAACAUGACAAUGUACGCUCAUGGUUCUGCCCAUGACGUUCCAAUUUGUGGUCUCUACUACCAUGGUCUCUAUCGCCAUGGCUCCUUCUCCAAUACCGGCGAGAAGAACUACCUUCCCCAGGUAGAAGUCAAAGUGCAUGCCAACAUCCUUGCCACCACAUCCCGUACCGUGCUCCAACAGACCUUUGUCAAUCCAUCUACCACGCGCGGCAUCAGGGAAGCCCGCUACGCGUUUCCACUGUACGAUGGAGUGAGCGUCGUGGGAUUCUCUUGCCAUGUAGGCGAUCGACUCAUUACUGGUGAGGUCAAGGAGAAGAGAAAGGCAAAAGCCGUCUACCAAAACGCUAUCGCGCGAGGUGAGAUAGCUGGCCUGCUCGAACAAUUGCCUGAUGCUUCCGAUGUCUUUACGACCACCAUCGGUAACAUUCCGCCGAGUGCGAGAGUGGUUGUCAACGUCACCUACCUUGGCGAGCUUAAGCAUGACAUGGAAGUCGAUGGCAUUAGAUUUACUAUCCCUACCAGAAUCUGCCCACGGUACAGAAACAAUGGAUCCAACUUGCAGAACCUCCCGCAGAUGGACGGCACUCUUUCCAUCACUGUAGAUGUCGAGACAGCGGAAAGAUCCUUCAUCCAGAAAUUGGAAUCACCAUCGCAUUUCAUAUCCAUGUCCAUGGGCACGACGUCCGCUGCCCCGGACGCUGCACCUUCAAUGGACAGAGCAUCAGCCACAUUGACCCUCGGCAUCGCCAGUUUGGACACCGACUUCGUCUUGCAGGUCGUUGCGAAGGACACUGGCGUCCCAAAAGCCAUCCUCGAGACACAUCCCUCUGUUCCGAACCACCGAGCACUCAUGGCCACGCUUGUCCCGAAAUUCGCCCUUCCUUCGGAGAAGCCAGAAGUCGUGUUUGUAUGUGACCAGAGCGGAAGCAUGGAUGGCAACAUGGGACUCGUCAGAGAGGCACUCCAAGUGUUUAUGAGGUCCCUCCCAGUUGGAGUCAAGUUCAACAUCUGCUCCUUUGGCAGCAACUACUCUUUCUUUUACCCUAGGAGUGUUUCCUACAGCCAAGAUACACUUACACAAGCCAUCAAUCAAGCCAAGGGCCUUCGAGCCAGCUUUGGUGGUACGGAGAUGCUCGCGCCUAUCAAAGCGACUAUCGAGAAUCGCUACACAGAUAUGCCCUUGAACAUCAUCCUGCUAACUGAUGGUGAGAUAUGGGACCAGCAGGCAAUUUUCCACUACCUCAACGAACAAGUUCACGAGAGCAAAGCCCCCAUCCGUGUCUUUACUCUGGGCAUCGGGAGUGGUGUCUCGCACUCACUCAUCGAGGGCAUAGCGAAAGCAGGCAACGGCUUCUCGCAGUCUGUACAGGACGGCGAGAAGAUGACUGGAAAGGUCGUACGAAUGCUCAAGGGUGCUCUGUCGCCGCAUGUCAACGAUUACACACUUGAGGUCAAGUACUCGACUGCCGAAGGGGAUGAUGACUUCGAGAUCGUCGAGAAGGUAGCAGACAGUCUGAAAAUUAAGCUCGACCUAAAUAACAAGGCGAGCGCCACUGAUAGCGCGAAAGGCAAGAAACCAAUUUCGUUGUUCUCCGAGGAUCUUCAUACACCGCCAGAUCCGACUGAAGAUGAUGUUCACGCUCAUCUCCCUGUCAUAUCCGUUCCAAACAUCAUACAAGCCCCGCAGUCCAUCCCGCCCCUCUUCGCCUUCAACCGUACAACCGUCUACCUCCUACUCGGCCCCGAAGCACCUAGUGCGACACCAACCUCCGUGGUACUGCGCGGCACAAGUGCACACGGCCCCUUGGAGCUCGAAAUCCCCAUCCAGGUCCUCGCCGCCCCCGGCACAACAAUCCACCAACUCGCCGCCAAGAAAGCCAUCUCAGAGCUCGAGCAAGGCCGGGGCUGGCUCGCCUCCGCAACCGACGCCGACGGCCAGCUGCUCAAGACGCGCUUCGAGGGGCGCUUCAGCGACAUGGUCGAGCGUGAGGCUGUGCGGCUUGGUGUGCAGUUCCAGGUCGGCGGAAAGUGGUGCGCGUUUGUGGCUACUGAGAAGGCCGCUACUGAGAAGGCGACUACAGGCGCCGACGAGCAGGACUGGGAGUUCAUGGAAGAUGAGGAACAGGCGUCGCCGGUCCCAUUUUCGGUCUUGGGGGAUGCAGCGUCGCAGCGGGCAGCCCAGCAGAUGCAAGGACAGGCAAACAGGCGUACUGUCGACUGGAAAUUUCCUACAGCAGAUCAAUUAUCGCACCAGACGGGAAAGCGUACUACUGAGUGGACCUUUCCUCCAGCAAAUCAGAUGUCGCAACAGACGGGAAAGAGUACUGCUGAGUGGACCUUCCCUCCAGCAAAUCAAAUGUCGCAACAUAUCAUCUCUGGACAGUCCCAGAACCUGUUCAGUCUCAGCAACGCCCCUGUUGCACACGGCUCGCAUGACCACGCCCCUAUACAGGAAAUGGAGGGUACGACAUUGGAUUUCCACAUGACUUCUGACUCAGAAUCAACUGCCCACGCGGCUCUCCGCUCCCAGCUCCCCCCUCCCACCGGUAACCCGCUCCAGGACUACCAGAUGAGCCUUAUGAUUUGCGAGCAGCAAUCGCGGAACCGCUUGAAAAUGGUGCGCGCCCCAGCACCCAGCACCACCAGCACCACCAGCACCACCAGCACCACCACCAACAAACGCCGCGCCUCUGCUGAAUUGUCUAAACCUGACGCCAGUGGGAGAUCCAACUCCGAUCUCUGGGCCACCUCGGGGGCCGCCACCCCCUACGACAUGGGCAAUCCGAACCCAAAAUACACGCCCGUCUCCCCGGUCUUCCUUGGUAGCGGUCCUCCGCCUGGGCCCAGCAUAUUUGCCUACAACCUUACGUCGCCGCGCUACGCACCCACGUCUCCAGGCUACGCACCCGCAUCCCUCGACUACGCGCCCACCACCUUUGCCUUCACACCCACGUCGCCGCGCUACGCACCCACGUCGCCGCGCGACGCACCCACGUCUCCAGGCUACGCACCCGCAUCCCCCUCGCCGCCGUCGCCAGGCUACUCGCCCACGUCGCCAUGCUACUCACUCGCAUCCCCAACCUAUGGGCCCAACUCGCCGGGCUUCGCGCCGGCAUCUCAUGGGUACGCGCCAAUGUCGUUCGGCAUGGCCGCCCGCUCGCCGAGUCCCCCAGCAGCGCUGGAGGAUGCAGAGACAGAGCCCGGGCCGCGCGUGCUCGCGCACCAGGAGUUCAGCGGCGCAUUUCUGCAUUCGUCGGCGCUGCUGAGGCUGUUAGGCGUUGGGGACGCGGCGUUCGAGAAGGCGCUGCAGUCGCUGAGCGCCACUGACACACUCACCAUCGUGUCCACAGAUAAGCUGGCGGACGAGAAGACGGAGAAGACCGCAGACGCACACGCCUCGCCAGCGGACGCACCCGCGCCCACGGACGCACUGCAAAACGCGCUCACCACCGCCCUCGCAAUCCUCUUCCUGCAGCGCACCGCCUCGUGCGCGGGCGAAUGGGAUCUCGUCAUCGAGAAGGCGCAGGUGUGGCUCGAGAGCGCUGGUGCCGUUGCCGGGUUAGAGGGGGGCGUUGAGCGGAUUCUCGGGCUGGCGGAGGGAUUGUUGACUGCAGAGUCGUAGAGGGCGAGAGGCGUAGGGGAGUACGUGGAGAUGGGAAGGGGAUAUGGUGUAAAUGAGUGGACUGGAGGGUGGCUGGUAUGGUGAGACACGGUCUGAGUUGUGUUUGGUAAUAACUUAAUGAACA
Molecule: messenger RNA, 4106 nt
Organism: Boeremia exigua
Lineage: Eukaryota; Fungi; Ascomycota; Dothideomycetes; Pleosporales; Didymellaceae
Product: von Willebrand factor type A domain-containing protein
Exons: 2
Coding region: 365-3982 (1205 amino acids)
Source: RefSeq, a predicted model, not a curated record